AUGUCUAGCAACGACUACUACGGUGGCCAGGGUCAUGGCUAUGAUGGUGCACACCAACAACAGCAGCAAGGCUACGGCGGCUACAGCCAACAACAGCAGCACCCUCCUGCGCCGGCGUAUGGUCAGCCCCAGCACGAGCAGUAUGGUCAGAGCCAUAGCCCUUACCCCCAGCAACAGGGCCACUACCCACCACCAGCGCAGGACCAGUACGGCCAGGCUCCUCAGCAGCACGGCUACGGCGCUCCGCAAGGCCAGCACGAUCAGGGCCACGACGCGAGCCGCGGCCACUCCCCCUACCCGCCACCUGCGCAGCACCAGCAGUACCACGACCCUAACCAGCAUUAUGGCCAACAGCAAUACGGACAGCAGCAGCACGGCUACGGCGACCAGCCACACCAACCGCAAGGCUACAACCAGCAGCACGGCCAGUAUGCUCAGCCUGGCGCACCGGGCGCACCGGGUGGCCCUGCAGACGGCGAGCGAGGUCUCGGAUCUACACUGAUGGGAGGUGCAGGUGGCGCCUUCCUAGGCAACAAGAUGGGCGGCGGGGCGCUAGGCACGAUUGGCGGACUGAUCGCAGGAGCCGUCGGCGCCAAUGUGCUGAGCGACAAGGUCGAAGACAAGAAAAAGCACAAGAAACACAAGAAGCACAGCAGCCAUGGCUCCCACCACAGCUCGUCGCAUGGUGGGUCUUCCGCUGGCAUCGGCGGUUUGUACGCUGGCAGCGCGCAUGGCCAUGGUCACAAGAAGCACAAGCAUAGGAGCCACAGCCGGGGAGGUAGCAGCUCGUCUAGUAGCGACUCAGACUGA
Molecule: messenger RNA, 810 nt
Organism: Ascochyta rabiei
Lineage: Eukaryota; Fungi; Ascomycota; Dothideomycetes; Pleosporales; Didymellaceae
Exons: 3
Coding region: 1-810 (269 amino acids)
Source: RefSeq, a predicted model, not a curated record